Messenger RNA from Fusarium vanettenii 77-13-4, 777 nucleotides. RefSeq lists its product as uncharacterized. The transcript has a single exon. Bases 1 to 777 code for a protein of 258 amino acids. The record is from RefSeq and is a predicted model, not a curated record. Lineage: Eukaryota; Fungi; Ascomycota; Sordariomycetes; Hypocreales; Nectriaceae.
AUGUCAACACUGGCCGGCAAGGUUGCUUUGAUCAGCGGCUCCUCGUCAGGAUUAGGCGCCGCCAUCGCCCGCGAGCUGUUCAGCCGCGGGGCAUCCGUGGUCAUCAACUAUCCCAAUCCAAGCGAGAAAGCCAACGCAGACAAGGUUCUCGAGAGCUUCGGCGUGCCCGGCAGAGCUGUCGCUGUAGAAGCAGACCUUUCAACGCCAGAGGGGCCGCGGGUGCUGGCUGACGCGGCGGCUGAGGCCUUUGGCAAGAUAGACAUCCUGGUCAACAGCGCCGGCAUCAAUCGUCCGACGUUUCUCGACGACCCUGAUGAUGCCAAGGUCGACAAGACGUGGCAUGAUACUGUCAACCUCAACGCCAGAGGCGUCUUCUUCUUAACCCGUGCCGUCCUCAAGCACAUCUCGCGCGAGAACUCGCGCAUCAUCAACAUCGGCAGCUCCGCAUCCCGCACCCCAGCACCGGAAUUGAGCAUAUAUGCAGGCGCCAAGGGGCUCGUCGAGGUCUACACCCAGUGCUGGGCGACAGAGCUGCCUCGUAAAUACGGAUGCACCGUCAACGCCGUGGCCCCUGGCCCUGUCGGCACAGAAGCCUUUUACGCUGCCCCCAGCUUCGUCAGAGAAGCACUACAGCCCAUGGUGGACGGUACACCCGUCGCUGCGCGCGUGGGUACGGCCGAGGAAAUUGCAUGGGCGGUUGCAACCUUGGCUGAGGAGAAGGCGGGCUGGAUCAACGGGGCGUAUAUACCCAUCAAUGGUGGAUCUAGCAUAUUUUAG